Messenger RNA from Nannospalax galili (Upper Galilee mountains blind mole rat), 4295 nucleotides. It is a transcript of the gene Arsg, whose product is annotated as arylsulfatase G. The transcript has 12 exons. Gene Ontology annotation, molecular function: arylsulfatase activity. Lineage: Eukaryota; Metazoa; Chordata; Mammalia; Rodentia; Spalacidae. The coding region runs from base 911 to 2482 and encodes 523 amino acids. The record is from RefSeq and is a predicted model, not a curated record.
AGGAUUUGGGGAGUCAGUGGGGGAGGGGAUGGGGGGGUGCAGGGGAGGCGCGCGCCGGGGCUGGUCCCGCGGGCGCUCGCGUCUGCUGCGGCUCCGCGCUCGUCCGGGACAGAACAGGUUCCUUCCAGUUUGGGUGUGAGCAGCGAGCGUGUGGGAGCCCGAGUUCCUCCUCCUGAGACCACUUCCCCCCUAUUUCGUCAACUCGCGAACCCCGCCAGUUCCCCUUCCGGGCGUGGGGAGAGAGUGCCGCAUGGGCCCCAGGGAGUACGAGGCCCUCCUGCUAUGGGUGCAUAGCCUUUCCCCGGCUCCAGCCACGAGCAUCGCGUAGUGCGGAAGGGAUGGACCAGCCUGGCUGAGUCAGCAUCCUUUCCCCGCGGUUCGCGUGCAUCCGCACAGGGCGACAUCCGUACAGGAAACCUUACCGAAACCUCAACCAUCUGGAACUCAGAAACUCAUUCAGGGCUGACUGCAGUUUCUAGAACAUCCAGGUGUUCUGCAGAUGUGAGAACUGAUCCCACAGUCACCAGAUGGAGUCCCAAGUAGAUGUAAAACUUGUGCUGUGGUCCUAAUAUUCCCGAGUGCAGAGGAUCACUUGCUGAGUGACCAACAGGUGGUCAUUGCACUGAUGUCCGAUUUUUGCACCCAGCCAAUCAUCUUGUUAAACUGCAGUGAGAGACAUCAUCAGAGGACCAAGCCACGUUAGGAGUGGUGAGUUUCCCGAGUCUCUUAGGAUUCCAGAUGGGGACCUCAUUGCUGUAGCCCCUCUGUAGCCACCCAUCAUCACUGCUGUCACCGGCAUACUCUUGCAAACUGUAGCACGCUCCCUGGUGACUUUCUGCGCUGAAGGUGAAUAGAGAGGAAACUCUUGGUAGGACGUCUGGUGACGGCUGACUGUCUUCCCUAUACCAUCAUGGGCUGGCUUUUUCUGAAGGUUUUAGUGGUCGGAGUGACUUUCUCUGGAUUUUUCUACCCUCUUGUGGACUUUUCUAUCAGUGAGAAAACAAGAAUACGGAAACCAAAUAUCGUGAUCAUUUUGGCUGAUGACAUGGGAUGGGGUGACCUGGGAGCAAACUGGGCAGAAACAAAGGACACCCUCAAUCUUGAUAAGAUGGCUUCUGAAGGAAUGAGGUUUGUGGACUUCCACACAGCUGCCUCCACCUGCUCUCCCUCCAGAGCCUCGCUGCUCACUGGCCGACUGGGUCUCCGCAAUGGAGUCACACACAACUUUGCAGUCACCUCUGUCGGGGGUCUUCCACUCAACGAGACCACGCUGGCAGAGUUGCUACAGCAGGCUGGCUAUACCACGGCGAUGAUAGGCAAAUGGCAUCUUGGGCACCAUGGCUCUUAUCACCCCAAUUUCCGUGGUUUUGAUUACUACUUUGGAAUCCCAUAUAGCCACGAUAUGGGCUGCACGGACACCCCAGGCUAUAACCUCCCUCCUUGUCCAGCGUGUCCACAGGGCAAUGGCCCGUCAAGGAGUCCCGAGAGGGACUGUUACACAGAUGUGGCUCUUCCUCUCUACGAAAAUCUCAACAUUGUGGAGCAGCCUGUGAAUCUGAGUGGCCUUGCACAGAAGUACGCAGAAAAGGCAGUGGAGUUCAUCGAGCAGGCAAGCACAAGCGGAAGACCCUUUCUUCUCUAUGUGGGCCUGGCCCACAUGCACGUGCCUUUAUCUGCAACUCCACCAUUGGCAAAUCCACAGAGCCAAACGCCAUACCAGGCAGGUCUCCAGGAGAUGGACUGUCUGGUAGGGAAGAUCAAGGACAAAGUUGACCACACAGCAAAAGAAAACACACUCCUCUGGUUUAUAGGAGACAACGGCCCAUGGGCUCAGAAGUGUGAGCUGGCAGGCAGCGUGGGUCCCUUUACUGGAUCAUGGCAAACCCAUCAAGGAGGAAGUCCAGCCAAGCAGACCACCUGGGAAGGUGGGCACCGGGUCCCAGCACUGGCCUAUUGGCCCAGCAGAAUCCCAGCCAAUGCCACCAGCAGUGCCUUGUUAAGUGUGCUAGACAUUUUCCCCACGGUGGUAGCCCUCGCAGGAGCCAGCCUACCCCCAUUCCGGCACUUUGAUGGACUGGAUGCCUCCGAGGUACUCUUGGGCAGGUCGAGGAUGGGGCACAGGGUGCUGUUUCACCCCAACAGCGGGGCCGCUGGAGAGUAUGGAGCCCUGCAGACUGUCCGCCUGGAGCACCACAAGGCCUUCUACAUCACUGGUGGAGCCAAAGCUUGUGAUGGGAGUGUGGGGCCUGAGCAGCACCACACGCUUCCUCUUAUUUUCAACCUAGAAGAAGAUAUUGCUGAAGGUACACCUCUCCCUAGAGGAAGCUUGGAAUACCAGGCCGUGUUGCGGAAGGUCAGGAGGGUUCUUGCAGAUGUCCUUCAAGACAUUGCCAGUGACAACACCUCCCGAGCAGACUAUACUCAGGAUCCUUCAGUGACUCCCUGCUGUAACCCCUACCAAAUUGCCUGCCGCUGCCAAUAGGCGUGACAAGCCAGUUUUCCCAUGAGGAGGGCUCUCUGGAAAUUAGACUGGUAGGUUCACUUCCAAUCGGUUUGGAUGUCAACAUAAGCUUUAAAAGGAAGUCUCAGGGCCAGGUGUGUUGACGCACACCUUUAAUCCCAGCACUUGGGAGGCAGAGGCAGGUAGAUCCCUGUGAGUUCAAGGCCAGCCUGGUCUACAUAGUGAGUUCCAUGACAGCUGGGGCUACAGGGAGACCCUGUCUCAGAAAGACCAAAAAAAAAAAAAGGAAGUCUCAGAAGUUAGCCUGGGAACCACCCCAGCGCCAUCCUGUGCCUCUCCCCUGUGCAUGUUCUUCUCCACGACGGCCUGAGAGUUCACAGUGUGAUCAAACACUAGGUUCUGAGCCUGGGCAGUGUAAUCUCACUUUCAAGUUGAUUUUGAAGGUUAAAUAAAGUAACACAUGACAAUGCCAUGGGUAUCACCUGACAUGGAGCAGAUAGUUAAUAUGUUUCAGUUUCCUUCUCAGAUCCACCCCCGACCCCUACACACACACACACACACACACACACACACACACACACACCGUUUCACUGGUCAUUUUAGCACAGGUUCCUUCCAGCCAGUAUAUAGAGUAGGGGUUUUCCAUGUUCAGUGUAUGUACAGGUCACUGUGAUCUGGCUCAGAGGAUGACAGGAGCCUGGCAGAUUCCUUCAAGAUACUUUGAGCAGCACAGAGCUAGACCAAGGUUAGGUCUUCCUAGGCCCUAGAGCAGAAGUCUAUGGUUGAGCCCUGGGCCCUUCCCAUUUCUUAAAGUCAAAUGCAUGUACUGUAAAGAUUUAGGAGUUCUUCCUGGCCCCUAGAACUCCCAAGGGGGAAAAAAACAAAACAAAACAAAACAAAAACCGUAAACAACUCACAAAUGUGUUGCCAUAAUUUUAUUUAAUUAGUGUCCUGAAUGGGACUCCAAAGGUAAUAAAUGAUUUAUUCUAAUCACUGCAAAAAUACUUUGCCUGGCUAAAAUAGUCUCUCUCUACAUGUUUGUAAUAUACAAGAAAUACAGUUCCAAGAGGUUUCCAGAUAAGAACAUUUUUACACACAUACAUCUGACAAGGACGCCCCUUUUAAUAUAAAAUCCCGGUUAUAUACCAAUAUGGUUAGUUAGCAUUUACACUGUGGUUUGAAGGCGAUGUCCUCACCCAUUGGCAGCCAAGGCUGAGGGGGCUGGUGAGAGGGUAACCCCAUCCUGUGGCUCAGGCGGCGAGGCGCCCUAAGGUGGGGUUCCUGCCUCCCUCUCUGCUCACAUUUGCAUUCCGGUCUUCCACCUUGUUUUCUCCAAAACCACCUGACAGGGGAUGUCCUGAUUUCUGAGGUGCGCUUCUGGUCAGGACUGCUUCGAUUUGCCCUUCUGACUUCCACGGCAUAAGAUUAUCUACCGAAAUCAAAACAGAACAGCCUUACUUCUUCUCUCAGGAAGAGGCUGGGGGAGGGGUAGGCUGUAUUACCCAUGGGUCUGUGCCAUGUGGGUAAGCAGGGGAGGCUGGGUGCUACAGGAAUUUUACAUAUGACCACAGGCUGACCCUACUCACGGCCACAUAAAGCCCACCCACCUUAUGUAGAUGCAGGCGAUUACGACACAGGCUCCAACAAUACUGACCAUAUAAACUGUGUGCAUACAUGUGUAUGUUCAUGUUUAAAAGGGCUCAUUUUACCUGUGAACAUGGAAUGCUAAAUGGCUGCAAAAAAGUCAGCAUAUGUCCUUGGUCCGGUUUGCUGUACUCCUGCUUGCAAUGUUAAGAUUAGUGUCAGAGAAUACACAGACUUCUAUGCUAGCUUG